Molecule: messenger RNA, 1454 nt
Organism: Cryptococcus deneoformans JEC21
Lineage: Eukaryota; Fungi; Basidiomycota; Tremellomycetes; Tremellales; Cryptococcaceae
Product: protein kinase, putative
Exons: 4
Coding region: 78-1364 (428 amino acids)
Biological process (GO): signal transduction; endocytosis; peptidyl-serine phosphorylation
Cellular component (GO): cytoplasm; nucleus
Molecular function (GO): ATP binding; protein serine/threonine kinase activity
Source: RefSeq, a predicted model, not a curated record
UCACUUAAUCCAUCAUUCAUAUCUUUAUCUAUUACUUAUCUUUAACUUGCUCUAAAGCAUCAAUCAUUUAGCAAUCGAUGUCUUCUCGAGAUAGUCCAUCAUCUGACACAGAAAUCCCCCAAGUCAUCGCUGGCAGAUACAAUGUCAAGGUCGAUAAGCAGAUGGCUGAGACCAAUCAGGGGGGCGUUUAUCCAGCGGUUGAUACUAAGACUGGACAAGAAGUUGCAGUUAAACUUGAACACAUCUUGUUCGCCCUGCUUGAGGAUCGUCGCGACCUUCGAGAUGAGCAUGAAGCCUACAGGGACAUCUCUAAACAUGUGCCCAAUGCACAUACAAUCCCCUCCAUUAAGUGGUAUGGCGAAGAAGGAAACUAUUGUGCUCUCGUGAUGGAUAUGCUCGGCCCCACUCUACAGGAUCUUUUCUCCUCGCAUAGUGGCCCGUUCAGUCUCAAAACGGUCUUAAUGAUCGCCGAUCAACUCAUAUCUCAUGUCGAGUUCCUUCAUGGUCAACUAUAUAUUCAUCGGGGAAUCAAGCCUGAUAAUUUUUGUAUUGGCCUUCAAGACCAGCGGAAAAUCUUCAUGAUCGAUCUGGGUUUUGCAAAGCGGUAUAGGGAUCCCAAAACUAAACGGCAUAUGCCUUACGAGAAGUACGAACGUUGUGCAAAUCCCAGUUGGUGUUCCCUCAGGGUGUCAGAAGGAACGAUGGCUUCCAGAAGAGACGACUUGGAAUCAUUGGGGUAUAUGUUUGUGUUUUUUCUAAAGGGCUCAUUGCCGUGGCAUGGGACUUGUUCGAUCGAGAUGGAGGAUAUAAAGAGCGAACCUCUCGAAGACUUAUGCAAAGAUCUUCCAGAUGAGUUUCUCAAGUAUCUUCAAUAUUGUCGAGCUUUGAAAUUCGAUUCUGAUCCAGAUUACCGAUAUCUCCGUCUGCUCUUCCACCAGCUCUUUCUCGAGAAAGGUUAUGAGAAUGAUUGGGAGUUUGAUUGGUGCAAGAAACCGAAUAAUGAAGGUGCAGCAGAAGAGAAAGAUGACAAGGAGCCGCUGGAAGCAAAUGACAAGAAAAAUGGCAAUAAUGCGGAAAAGCGAAACAACAUAUCGAAGGACCUCGAAGAGUCCAACAAUGUUACCAAUGCUGAUACGGAUCAAUCAGAGAUCACAUCAGUCAACAAUACCGAUCUCAAGCAAGUCAGCGAAGCAAAGGAAGAUCAAAAAGCUCAGACCGAAAUAAAGGUGCCGAGUAAGAGUGUCAAUUUUGAUGACCAUCAUGCCAACAUCGACGAACCAGAAGGCGGAAAUGACCUGCAAGAAGGAGAAAAUAGGCUUAGAAGGAGUGCUCGACUGAAAAAAAUGGCUAGGGAAGAACCUUAAAGUCUUAGAUUGCGAACACUAUGCCUAAUAUUGAUCGUAAUUCUCGUUUCACUGCUUCCCCUGCUAAGUGACAAUGUAUUGUUUCAUGAU